Messenger RNA from Elaeis guineensis (African oil palm), 1208 nucleotides. RefSeq lists its product as uncharacterized. Gene Ontology annotation, biological process: ERAD pathway; ubiquitin-dependent protein catabolic process. The record is from RefSeq and is a predicted model, not a curated record. NCBI's taxonomy places the organism in Eukaryota, Viridiplantae, Streptophyta, Magnoliopsida, Arecales, Arecaceae. Gene Ontology annotation, molecular function: polyubiquitin modification-dependent protein binding. Gene Ontology annotation, cellular component: VCP-NPL4-UFD1 AAA ATPase complex.
UGAUAGGAUCACUGGUGGGCAAAGUGCUGGAAUCCAGGCAAAAUGUUCUUUAACGGUUUUGGUUAUCAUGGAAGUUCUUUUGAGCAGACAUACCGUUGCUAUUCUGCAUCUUUUAUUGAUAAGCCCCAUCUGGAGAGUGGUGAUAAAAUUAUAAUGCCGCCCUCUGCUCUUGAUCGACUUGCAUCCUUGCACAUCGAUUAUCCAAUGUUAUUUGAACUUUGCAAUGCUGCAACUGAACGGGUUUCACAUUGUGGAGUUCUAGAGUUUAUCGCUGAAGAGGGCAUGAUCUACAUGCCAUACUGGAUGAUGCAAAAUCUUCUUUUACAAGAGGGAGAUACUGUGCGUGUCAAAAAUGCCACCCUCCCUAAGGGUACAUAUGUGAAACUGCAGCCUCACACGAAAGACUUUCUAGAUAUCUCAAACCCCAAGGCCAUCUUGGAGACAACGUUAAGGAGCUUCUCCUGUUUAACUACAGGUGAUAGUAUCAUGGUAGCUUACAACAAUAAAAAGUACUACAUAGAUAUUGUGGAAACAAAACCUGCUUCUGCAAUUAGUAUCAUCGAGACAGACUGUGAGGUGGACUUUGCGCCUCCACUGGAUUACAAAGAACCUGAACAACCGCAACAACCUUCAAUUCCUCCCAGCAAAGCACCAGUUCAAGUUCAAGAGGCUGAAGCUGAUGCUGGACCAAAAUUCAGCCCCUUUACUGGCAUUGGGAGGCGAUUGGAUGGAAAGCCUUCAAAGCAUCAAGAGCCAACCAUCUCUUCUUCUGUAGUGAAUCGUCAGAUGGAAGCACCACAAAAUGCGAAGCAGCACUCAACAGCAUCUACUUCACAGAGUGGUAGUUCUGCACAUCAAUCUGUGGGAAAGCUCGUCUUUGGUUCAAAUGCAAACCAUGCUCCAAAAGAAGAACAGAAGGUGGCCACAAAAGAAACAAAAGCAGAAGCUCCUGAAAAAGAAGAGCCCAAGUUCAAGGCAUUUAGUGGGAAGAGUUACUCAUUGAAGGGAUAAUUAAUUGUUCACUGUAUGCCGUCUUUUCAUGAAUCAAAAAAUGUUCUUUUCACACAUGAGAUAUGUUUCAUAAUAUGUUUGCACACCAAGGUUUCCUUGAUAUAUAAAUAUGCUUCUUCACAUUGAAACAGACAUAUUCCAGUUUUCACCAACUUGUGAAUAUCUGAUGUUUGAGUCAGUCACAAUUUAAAGUUCGA